AUGGGCGAGGCAAAGUCUGGGAAAGUAGCCGCACGUGAUGCCUUUCAGUUCUUUACCCCAGCUCCAAUCCUGCCGCACCUGGUGCCGGUUUUUCGUAUUGAACUGGCAGCUGACUUUGAGGUUUACGAUGGAAGGCAUCCACCGCCACUCCUGUACAAGGAGCUUCACGUUGAAAAUGGGUUGCGAGAACGUGAUGUGCGAUACACGGUGUUGGCACCGAGGCAUGCUGAAGGACCACACUAUGCCCCACCUUUCUACAUUGACACGGCGAGUUUCUCUUCGAAAUCCUGGACAGCAGUGGAUCACAACGUCUCGAGGCCUGAUCCGGAGAUGACAGUUGAGGUGGAGUUCACAGGCAUGCUCAAGUUCAGCAUCGUACAAACAUUUCGGGAGGCUAUGAAGAUGUACCUGCAGAUCGGCAUUCGAGAGCGUGACCUCGAGGACUUGAAGGAGCUCCUUUUUCGACAGCCAGUGCACAUCCUGAUUGCCCAUCAGGUCAUCGGAGUCCUGCAGACAGCUUUGCGAAUGCUCGCGUUUAAGAACGAGAUCACGUUCUUCAAAGGACGCUCUGACUACACCGGCCUGUCCAGUCGAUCCCUUGCGACUGACGUCGUGCAGGAGAUCGUGAUAUUCUUGUAUCUCUAUGACUUCGACACCAUCUCACGAUUAGUGUUGCUCCAAAUUGGAGUGUCUGCUGCGAUCAGCUUCUGGAAAUAUGCCCGUGUAGCACGACUUGGGACAACGUGGCUGUAUUUCUUGCCCUGGGCUACUUACGGCCGUUGCACUGCCAGUUCGCCGGCAUUGUCAGAUUCGCAGGCUGAUGAGACUUUAACAGAGGAGGCAGAUGAGAGGGGCAUGCGCUACCUCAAGUACGUUUUGUAUCCGCUUUCAGCAGGUUGGGGUCUGUACAGCCUAUACCACUACUCCUACAAAAACUGGUGGAGCUGGGUGAUUUCCAGCAUGGCGGAUUUCGCCUACACAUUUGGCUUUGUGAACAUGAUGCCGCAGAUUUUCAUCAACUACAAGUUGAAAUCAGUUGCCCAUAUGCCCUGGCGUGUUUUGGUGUACAAGUUCUUCAACACGUUCAUUGAUGAUAUCUACGCGUUCGUCAUUGCAGCGGACCAAAUGACGAACAAACACAGGUACAUGACGUUGCGUGAUGACGUGAUCUUCUUCAUUUUUCUUUACCAGAGGCAUAUCUACAAGGUGGACCCCAAUCGCCCCGACGAGUUUGGCAACGUCUAUGACGACAAUCUGGACGUACACCAGAAUGCCUCAGCCAGCGAGGUAUUCAGCCACCCAAUGCGAGGCUCAAGGCAGCACCACCUGCGAUGA
Molecule: messenger RNA, 1335 nt
Organism: Symbiodinium sp. CCMP2456
Lineage: Eukaryota; Dinophyceae; Suessiales; Symbiodiniaceae
Source: the annotation of a GenBank genome assembly